AUGUCUGCAUCAUUUAAUGGUAGUCUUGAAGUUGUUAAAUAUCUUGUCUCAGUUGGAGCUAAUAAAGAAGCAUCGAAUAAAUUUGGAGACACUUCACUCGCUAUGGCGUCAUAUCAAAAUCACCUUGAAGUUGUUAAAUAUCUUAUCUCAGUUGGGGCUAAAUAA
Molecule: messenger RNA, 165 nt
Organism: Trichomonas vaginalis G3
Lineage: Eukaryota; Parabasalia; Trichomonadida; Trichomonadidae
Product: ankyrin repeat protein family
Exons: 1
Coding region: 1-165 (54 amino acids)
Molecular function (GO): protein binding
Source: RefSeq, a predicted model, not a curated record